Molecule: messenger RNA, 1721 nt
Organism: Paramecium sonneborni
Lineage: Eukaryota; Ciliophora; Oligohymenophorea; Peniculida; Parameciidae
Source: the annotation of a GenBank genome assembly
AUGGGGUCAUGUUAAGGCACAAUUGUUGAUAUCCAAUAGGAUUUAAGAAUGAGAGAAAUUAUGACUAAAUUUCAAGUUCCUAUGCCAUAUAUUGAUGAAUUUAAAAUAUUUCAAACUUUAAAAUAAGUGGAAAUGUAAUUAUUGACUCAUUAUUUUAAUAGCAUUUAACAUAAAAACAUUCCUAACUUUGAUUUAGUAUAUUCUAAAAUGGGAAAUACAUCAGACAAAAUGAAGAAUUUAGUUAAGAAAUGGAAAACAAAAUAUGAGUUACAUAAUCAUCCUAAUUUAUUAUCGAUUCAUAAUGUUUCUAUUAUUGAAUCAAUCAAAAUAUUUAUUCCUUAUAUUGAUAUUAUACUAUUAAUAGACAAACCAAUUCAAACAUUAACAAGACAUAAAAAAGUCAUAAUGAAAUAACCAUUUUCAUAGAAUGAAAUUUUGUUUUUAAUAGAUUGUGUUGUCUCAGGUCUUGCAUUUUAAUAGCAAAAUAAAAUUUAUCCAUCAGGAUUUGAUAUAGAUGAUAUUGUAACUGUUAGGACUCCAUUUAAUUUUGAAAUUUAUAAGUUAGUUGACAGGUACUAAAAACCAACCCGAUCUAACUUAUUUUAAGACUUUAUUUAACUUUUUGAUGAAAAAUAAAGUAUUUUAAUUUGUUCUAAUAUUUUAGCUUUGAACGAAUUAAAAAAAACAGCCUAUUUUUCACCUGCUCAAAUUCAGGCUAUUCCAAAAAAAGAUAAAGUAAAAUAGUUAUCUAUUAUUUAUAGUAUCUUAAACAUAAUAGAUAUAAAUCAGAUGUAUUUAAUUUUGCUCUCAUUUUGAUUUACUUAAUAAAAGCUAAAUAACCAGAAAUUUAUGAUUGGAAGGGAUGGUCGGUUGAUCAUUUUGCUUUAAGAAAAGCUCAAAAUGAUCUUGUAGUCACAAAUUUUAAUGAAAAUUUAUUACACUUAAUAGAAGUAAUGUUAACAAUAGAUGAAGAUAAAAGACCAGAUUUUAUAGAAUUAAAUAAUUUGGUCAGUAAAUUAUUUUAAGAUAUAUAAAUGAAUCGUUUAUUAGAUAAAUAUUAAGUGCAUGAUUUUUUUAUUGCUUCUUUUGAUAAAUCUUCGAAUUUCAAUAAUCAAAUUCUGUAUGAAAAUAUUUAUCAAUCAAAUUAAGCACAAUAAUCAAUUCAAGUUGCUAAAUUAAAUUUAAAUAAAUAAUCAUAGUAUUAUCCAUUAAGUUCUAGAAAUGAAUCAUAAAGAGCUAAAUAAAAUGACAUAAGUUAGGCAUCAUCAAUAAAAGAAUAAAUAAGUGAGAAUAAAACUAAUUAAGUAAAUACUAUCAAUAUGUAAUAAGGAAAAUUACAUUAUUCAAAUGGUUUUUAUUAUAUAGGUUAAACAUGUAAUAGAAGAAGACAUGGUAUUGGAACUUAUUACAACUCUGAUAAUCAAAAAGUUACUGAAGGAAUGUGGAUUUUUGAUAUUCCUGAAGGAGAUGUUAUUUUAUAUAAUUAACCAAAAGAAGAGACUUAGAAAAGUCAUCAAAAUUUGGCAAGAAAAGAUUGGGUUCAGUAUAAAGGACAAAUGAAACAAGGUCAAAAACAUGGAAUUGGAGUUCUAUAUUUUUCUGAUGGAUCGAAAUUUAUGGGCAAUUUUUCUUAUGAUUAAGCAAAUGGAAAGGGUUAAUUCGAAAAUUAAAUUAAAGAUUAUAUUAUUGGAACCUGGUAGAAUGAUAUCUUCAAUGGUUGA